This is a messenger RNA of Myiozetetes cayanensis, 1142 nucleotides long. It is a transcript of the gene CUNH8orf58, whose product is annotated as chromosome unknown C8orf58 homolog. The coding region runs from base 1 to 966 and encodes 321 amino acids. The record is from RefSeq and is a predicted model, not a curated record. The transcript has 5 exons. Lineage: Eukaryota; Metazoa; Chordata; Aves; Passeriformes; Tyrannidae.
AUGCUGCGCCGGCGCGGAGCCUUCAGCGUGGAGCCGCUCCACGACCGCGAUGGUCCCUGGGAGACAGCCGAGAGCUGCAUCGUGCGCACCUCGGCCAGCGUCUACCGCCGGCUGCAGGAGAGCCCGCGGCAGCCCCCGCGGGGCAUGAGCACCCGGGGACCCCCCCCGCGGCCCCCCAGCAGCCCCCCGGCCGGCGGGAGACUCCUCAAGUCCGAGUCGGAGGACUCCGGGGUGGAGAUGGCCAGCAACGAGCACUCGCCCUCCACCCCGCUGGGCUCCGAGAGCAGCUUCUCCCUCGACGGCUUCGCGGCCGAGAAGCCCCCACGGGAGGGGCCGGGCUCGCAGCCCCCCCGGACACCCCGGAGCCGCUCUGCCAGCAGGAAGCUGCUGCAGGCAGCGCAGCGGAGCAGGAGGCAGCGGUGCCCGCGACAGCUCAGCCGGCGCAGCUCCAGCACAGCCGACCUGGCGGAGCCUCCACGGGAGCCCGAGGAGCCCGAGGGAGCGGCGGCCCCCGCGGCUGGAGGGGCUGGGUCGCCCGGCAGCCCCCGAGACCCCCGGGCUGUGCCCGAGGGGCAGGGUCUGCGGUACCUGGAGCACGUCUGCCAGAUGCUGGAGCGCCUGGCGCGGCUGCAGCAGGACAACAGGAUCCUCCGGCAGCAGGCGGCCGGUGCCCAGCGCACCCGCCCGGGCACCCUGCCCACCCGGGAACCCCCGAGGCAGAAUUCGGCUGCGUGGAGGGAUGAGGGGUUCCGUCCGCGCUCUUGCUCAGACAGCCAGGCCCCAGCCCCCGAGCCGUGCCGGAGGAUGUGGGGGCACUCUGCCAGCUCCCCCAGCCUGCUGGACCCCUCCGAGAGCGGGGCGGGUGCCGCGGCCCCGGACAAGGACGGGCGCUCGCACUGGGGCCGGGUGAAGGUGCUGCUCACCCGCCUCACCCGCCGCUCGCUGCGGGGCGGCCGGUGCAGGUAGGGCGGCGGAGGGGGGUCCCGCUCCCACCGGUGCACCUGAUGGAGGGACCGCGCUGUGCUGUUGCGUCACACCCCGCCCUAUGACGUCACGCUCGCCCGGGGCCGGUCCCCGGCGCCCCCCCCGUCCCUCCACUUCACCCUUUUUUGUUUUCCGGUCUCCCCUAAUAAAGUCUUUUG